Molecule: messenger RNA, 1511 nt
Organism: Marchantia polymorpha subsp. ruderalis
Lineage: Eukaryota; Viridiplantae; Streptophyta; Marchantiopsida; Marchantiales; Marchantiaceae
Source: the annotation of a GenBank genome assembly
GUCGCGAGAGACAUUGUCGUCCGGCUGCUGCUGCCACCGGAGCUGCUGCAGCGUGAGCUCGAUUGAUGCCUCGAGCGCCCCGAUGGCGCUCUCUGCAUCCCCGAGCGCUUCCUGUGUCUCCGGUGAGGGUCGGGUGAUUCCCAAUCUGCUGCGUUUCGGUGCGAGAUCACGCAUUUCCGCCCACUUCAGCUCCGUGUGCACGGGCACUGCUCUGAGGGUCGCCAGUCUGAGACAUGCUCAGUUCCCGUGCCACCAUUCGUGGCCUGCUCUCGGCGGGACAAGGUCCCGAAAGGCAGCUGGAGUCAAGGACAAAGGGUUGAAACGGGUGCUGUGUAGUCUGGAAGGAACUCCAGGCGAUUUAGAGCCAAGCACUAGUAGUGGCAGCAGCAGUGGACCGGGUCCAUAUGUGAAAUGGAUAUUAGUGGCUGCUGUUGUGGUCGCUGCAGGCGUGGCUCUUUACAUGAAGAUGGACAGCGGAGCUCUUACUAGCGUCGUAUCCGAUCCAGGGCCAGUGGUGCAAGCUUCUCCAGAUGCUGCUGCGAGUUUCAACAUCAAACUACCGGGAUUCAGUCUCUCUCUUGGAGAGAGAACUCCAGGGUGGAUCUACUUUGUACUUCUCAUGGCGGCAGGAUUCGGGCUUUUUGUGAGCGAAGAGGCCUUGAAUGUCUGGAUUGGAGCCUCACUCGCGCGCUGCUUAACAUAUACCUCUCGAGAAGCUUUUUUAAGUUCAUUAUCAGCCAAUGCUCCUCACAUAAUCUCAACUUUGGUGUGGGUGUACUGGGGAGUUUGCAUCAGUGACCUGGUUCCUUUCUAUGCUGGAAAACUUGCUGCCAACACGGGCGAUCAAGUUCGUGAAAAGCUUGGUGUGAGCAAAGAGAAGUAUGACAAAGUCAGGGCGAACGUACAACGCUACGGGAAUCUGAUUGGCUUCGUGGAGCGGUUCUCUGUGGGUAUACGCAAUCCAACGGCUUUUUUAGCCGGUGUUGCUGGGAUAUCGCCCAUAAAAUUUUUUGUGGGAGUCUGCUUUGGAGGUCUCAUAACGUUUCCCAUCCAGUUGAGCAUUGGAUUUGCGCUCCGUGAAAAUCCUGUUGCCGCCUUGGCGGGAGUUGCAGCCAUAGUGGGUGCAUGGACAGUCUUUCCAUAUGCAGCAGCUGGGAUUGUUUCCUUGUAUUAUUUCUUAACGAGAAGCACCAAGAAGUCUGCAUAGAGUUUAGAGCAUGUUACCUUAAUUUCAAAAGUUAGACUGUGCCCGGUUGUAAUUUUAUCUUCAUGGUCACCAUUCGCUGUGAUCUUAUUCUGAAUGACGGUCUUACAGAAGCUCAUCAUUAUUAUCAUUCAAAUGUUUCUUUUUUAGGAUCUUCACUUUCUUAGGACUAGGCUAUGGUCGAGGGCAAGUAGUAAGAUUCUGGCCUCAAAUAUACAUCUGGAGGCAGCUUUGCCAACUCGGGUGUUUAUGUACCUGAAUGUUUGCUUAUAAUAACCUUUUCACCGAAGUGAGCCUCUUCAAACCU